This is a messenger RNA of Caenorhabditis angaria, 2444 nucleotides long. The record is from the annotation of a GenBank genome assembly. Lineage: Eukaryota; Metazoa; Nematoda; Chromadorea; Rhabditida; Rhabditidae.
AUGAACCAAUAUUUUGAUACAAAUUACAGUCAAUGUUCUCAAGAUUUCACAUUUUUGGCAAGUUCGAAAUAUCUACAAAUAAGUUUGCAUAUUUUCUCGUUUUUUUCAAUUCCACUUGGAAUUUAUGGCGGAUAUCUGAUCUUAUAUCAAACUCCGCCAAAAAUGAAAAAUAAUCAAAAUUGUAUGAUGUAUCUGCAUGUUUGUACUUUUAUAAUGGAUAUUGUUUUCAAUGUUUUAGUUUCACCAAUGUUAUUUCUACCGUCACUUGCGAUUAAUGUUGUUGGUUAUUUAUAUGAUAUUGGUGUUGGUUUUAAACCGUUAAUCUACAUUGCACAAGAAUCUCUUUUCUGUGAGUUUCCCUAGACAACAAAAAUAAUAUUCUGUGUAAAAAUUAAAGUUUUUCAUUCCGUCCUCUACUUUCAAUAAUUUGAUGAAUUUCAGUUUUUGGCAUGUCAAUUCUUACUCUUUUUCAAAAUCGUCAUAGUUGUAUCACAACAAUUUAUCCAAAAAUGACAAAUAAAUAUACAAUCUUCAUUUAUUAUGCAAUCCAUUAUACUUUUGGUGUUUUCUGUCUUUUUGUCUAUUUUUUCGAUGUUGUUGAUAACGAAGUUCAGAAGCUCAAAAUUCUAACUUAUAUCCCAUGUCCUGUUCCAGAAUUUUUUAGUUCAAGAACUGAAGUUUUAACAGAACGUAAUAUGUUAGUCAGUUCACUUGUCGGUUUCGAAUGCACUAAUGUUAUAUUAAAUAAUGCAUUUUUUGUGUUGCAUAGCGCUUAUCAUUUGUCAAAUGCGCCGUCUUCAAUUUCUAUUAGAACAAGAAAAUUACAAUUAUAUAUUCUGAUUAUAUUUUUCAUUCAAGUAUCAAUCCCAUUUCUGGUUUUAAUUAUUCCAGUCACUGGUAUUUUAUCAAUACUAUUUGUUGGAGGAUAUCAUCAAGGUUUGAACUUUGUUUGAAACAUUUUGGAAAAAUUAGAGAGUAAUCAAAACGUGUAAACACCAGACAAUAAUUUUUGAUUUUUCCUGAUUUCUUGAGAAAAUCAGACCGUCUUUUUUUCUUAGUAACAACGAUUUUUCAGGUGUCAAUAACAAUCUUAUGGUAGUGUUUUCAAGUCAUGGUUUAUUGUCUAGUCUCGCAUUGAUCAUUCUACACAAACCUUAUCGAGAUUACACAAUAAAUCAAUUUCGUCAGAUAAACCAUAAAAAACCAAGAAGAAAUCAAGUUGUGACGCCAAAAACAAGCGCUAGUGUUCUUGGUUGCUGAAAUUUUAAUUAAAAAAUUUCAAACAACUGAAAAACAGCAGAUUUUGAAAAACAAACAAAUAUCCGACAACAAAAAUGUGGUUUCUUAUUUUUGUCUUGCAAUAUAUUAUUCAAAUUAUUGGAAUAUUAUCUCAUCUCUUAUUUUUGAAGUUUGUGAUUUUCACAAAUUGUUUCGAUAAAUUUUCAAGAAUAAGUUUAACUCUUUUAUCAUUUGCACAAAUUCUUAUGUUAUUCAGUUGUGGUUUUCAACAUUUUGUCAGCUAUAAAUAUAAUUCUCAAAAUAUUUUUGCUGAUAAAGAUUAUGAAACAUUGAGUCUCAAUAAAUUUGCUGUAGCAAUCCAUAGAUAUGGCGAAAUGUUGCAAUUUAUUUCUCAAUUAGUUUUUGCAAUUGAAAAAAUAAUUAUGAUCAAAUUCCGUGAUUUUCAUCAUCAACAAAUAAAUUCAGUGGUUAAUUUAUCUUUUGCCAUAUUCUUUGGACAGUUUUGUGCAAUGAUUUAUAUGUAUCAUACUGUAGUUCGACGUAAGUUAGAUGAAAAAUAUACGAGUUUUUCUUUAUAAUGUUUUUAGCAACGGGAUCAAUGGAAUUCUGGUUAUUACUUAUUCAAUUAAUUGUAUUAUUAAAUUUUGCACUCGUUAUUUAUAUUAAAAGAAUUUCUUCACUUUUUUAUCAUUCAGAAUACAAAUUGAAUCAAAAAUAUGAUGUAAGAAAAUGGAAAAAUCAUAUUUUGAUAUUAAUUAAUUUUUUUUCAAAAUCAGAAAAAAAACAAAGACGUUGUUUUGAAUUUCAGCUAUACAAAACUCACGAGAUUGCUAAUUGUUUUGUCUAUUCUUCGGCUCUUACUGUAACUUUUGAUCUAACAAUUAUGCUUCUUGUCACUCUUCAAUAUUUGGGAUUUUUCUUUCCGCCCGAUCAAAAUUAUAAGAACCUAUUUAUUGACAACUUUAUUUAUAAUAUACAUUUAAUGAUAUUUCCAUGGGUUGUCUCGUUUUUUCACAAAUCUGUGAGACGGAAAUUUGUGAGUUUCAAAAAAUGUUCCAAAAAAAUGUUCCAAAAGUUCCAAAAUUAUUGUUUUCUAGAAAUCUCGAAAUUCGGUUGUCAGUUUUUUGGAUUUCGAUGGUCGGUCAAUGAUUCAUGUUCCGAAUCAAUCCGAACAUUUUGAACAAUUGAAACAAGCUUGGAGAUAG